AUCUAGCAGACGACAUUGAAGAAGUUGGAAAAAGAAAAAUUCAAUCCACGUGUUUAGUUGAUUUAGUAAUUACUGACAUGGAGUCUAAAAGUUUCGGACUGUCCCUUUUACAGUGCUAUUCUGAUGACGAAAACUCAAAUACAGACGAUAACAGUUCAAUCCUGAAUGUUUUGACGGAAAAUCCCUCCACCAGUGGUUCAGAACAUGUUGCUAAUUUUUCCAGUUUGGAGGCUGCCAACACAACUGAAAAUGAAAAGAAAGAUGUAAAUACUAAGAUUCUUGAUGUACCAUUGGGCUUGGAGAAUCAAUCUCAUUCUCUUCAUACCAUGCAGGAACCUGUUGUGGAGUUCCCUCUCAAUUACAGAGUAAUCAAUCAUAACAGUGAUUCAGAAAGUGAAUCUAGUAGUGAUGAGAGUGCCCUAACUGUUCCAAUCGAUUUUGAUUUGAAUGUCAGCGUGGAAGAGAAUGAAAGUAAUGUUGGAACAUCCAACAAGGGAGUUCCACCUAAUAACAAAUCAAAAAUGCUUGAGGAUUUGGGUAUCCUUGACUUGGCACCUCUCGAGGACUUAAAAAUCUCUGUUCCAGAAGAAGAAUGCAUACCAAUUGGGGUUGUGCAUAAAAUAAUUGACCCUUUGGUGAUUGUUUCAGCCAAGAAAGGGUGUCCAGCUAUAGAUUUAGAUUCUGUCUUAUUCUUAGAUCAUGGCAAAACAUUCUUGGGACAGGUCUUCGAUGUAUUUGGCCAAGUCAGCGAACCGAUGUACAUGGUUAGAUUCAAUUCUUUACAACACAUUAUUGAACAAGGCAUUCAGGUUGGAAUGGAAGUUUAUUUUGCUCCGCGGACCCGUCAUACGGCCUUCGUUUUCGUUGAUGCCCUUUUCAAGCAGAAAGGAAGCGACGCGUCAUGGGAAAAUGAUCAAGAACCACCAGAAGGGUGCUUGGACUAUUCAGACGAUGAACAAGAGCGUCGAGCUAAAGCUGCACAUCGACUGAAAAAGAAUCCUCGCGGUAAUGCCGAGGACGCCGGCAAUACCGUGAAUCCUUGCAAGAAACGACAGACAAAGUUCCAUCGCUCUAGGGGCCAAGAGCAAGAGCACCUAAUAGAGCAACCACAAGUGAAUCCAUUUUACAUGCUUCCAUCUUCAGGCUAUCCACCAUAUAACCCACCUCCUAAUUCCAGUUAUUCAACUGUAGCCCCUAAUUCAAAUCUCGUUGCCCCCGUUAUUUCAACGACAGAAGAUUCGGCAAUUCCCUCACCUUAUGUUUAUCCACCAUGCAUCCCAAUCACUCAAAACCUUACUCUUUCCUUACCUUCUGGCGAAGCAGAAAAUCACACGAUCAAGUCCGAACCGAAUAAUCAAGUUUCGCUUCCACAACCUGAUAGUUCCAUUCAAAAACCGCCGAUACUUUGAUUUUAUCGUUGAACAGUGAACGAUAAAAAAAUAAACAAAAACAACUUUCUAUUA
Molecule: messenger RNA, 1463 nt
Organism: Daphnia pulicaria
Lineage: Eukaryota; Metazoa; Arthropoda; Branchiopoda; Diplostraca; Daphniidae
Product: H/ACA ribonucleoprotein complex non-core subunit NAF1-like
Exons: 4
Coding region: 78-1409 (443 amino acids)
Biological process (GO): pseudouridine synthesis; box H/ACA snoRNP assembly; ribosome biogenesis
Cellular component (GO): sno(s)RNA-containing ribonucleoprotein complex
Molecular function (GO): RNA binding
Source: RefSeq, a predicted model, not a curated record